Molecule: messenger RNA, 2947 nt
Organism: Silurus meridionalis
Lineage: Eukaryota; Metazoa; Chordata; Actinopteri; Siluriformes; Siluridae
Gene: nsfb
Product: N-ethylmaleimide-sensitive factor b
Exons: 22
Coding region: 138-2384 (748 amino acids)
Biological process (GO): Golgi to plasma membrane protein transport; SNARE complex disassembly; intra-Golgi vesicle-mediated transport
Cellular component (GO): Golgi stack
Molecular function (GO): ATP hydrolysis activity; ATP binding
Source: RefSeq, a predicted model, not a curated record
UGUACAUGUGAAGUGGAUAUAGAGUGAUUUGAGAUUGGUCCUGAGCAGCUGCCGUCAGCAGCUACAGAGUGUUGAUCAGUUGAAGUGUAGUUUUCUCCUGUAGGUUUUCUGUGGAGCGACAGUAGGAGCACAGAAUCAUGAUGGCAGGCAGGACGAUGCAAGCAGCGCGAUGUCCGACUGACGAACUCUCUCUGACCAACUGUGUGGUGGCACAUGAGAAGGACUUUACAUCAGGACAACAUGUGAUGAUCAGGACCACGCCCACUCAUAAGUAUGUGUUCACCGUGAGGACGCAUCCCAGCGUGGUGCCUGGAACCCUUGCCUUUAGCUUACCGCAGAGGAAAUGGGCGGGUCUGUCUCUCAAUCAAGACGUCGAAGUCAGCAUUUAUAACUUCGACCCGUCCAAGCAGUACAUCGGAACCAUGACUCUGGAAAUCGACUUCCUGCAGAAGAAGAACGCAGACUGCAACUCUUACGACUCGGACAAGAUGGCUGUGGAAUUCAUCCAGAACUUUAUUUCCCAGGCGUUCUGCGUGAGCCAGCAGUUCGUGUUUAGUUUCUCGGACAAGGUCUUUUUGCUAAUAGUUAAAGGCUUUGAGCCGAUGGACCCCAGCAUUCUGAAGGGUGAGCAGAGCUCCAGCAAGAAAAGCAAGAUCGAGGUGGGUUUAUUACAUGGUAACAGUCAGGUGAUUUUCGAGAAGGCGGAGAGCUGCUCCAUCAACCUGAUCGGCAGGGCGAAGUCGAGAGGUACACGUCAGUCCAUCAUUAACCCCGACUGGAAUUUUGAGCGCAUGGGAAUUGGAGGCCUGGACAAGGAAUUCUCAGCCAUCUUCCGCCGGGCCUUCGCUUCUCGGGUUUUCCCUCCGGAAAUCGUCGAGCAGAUGGGCUGUAAGCAUGUUAAAGGUAUUCUGCUCUUCGGACCUCCUGGUUGUGGUAAGACCCUGAUGGCACGUCAGAUUGGGAAGAUGCUGAACGCUCGAGAGCCCAAAGUCGUCAACGGCCCUGAGGUCCUCAACAAAUACGUCGGCGAGUCGGAGGCCAACAUCAGGAAACUGUUCGCUGAUGCAGAAGACGAGCAGAAAAGGCUGGGAGCCAACAGCGGCCUCCACAUCAUCAUCUUCGACGAGAUCGACGCCAUCUGUAAGCAGCGAGGCAGCAUGGCGGGCAGCAGCGGCGUCCACGACACGGUCGUCAACCAGCUCCUGUCCAAGAUCGACGGCGUCGAGCAGCUCAACAACAUCCUGGUCAUAGGCAUGACGAAUCGACCCGACCUGAUCGAUGAAGCGCUCCUCAGACCUGGAAGAAUGGAGGUGAAGAUGGAGAUCGGUCUGCCGGACGAGUCAGGCCGUCUCCAGAUCCUGAACAUCCACACAGCCAAAAUGCGGCAGGCCAAAAUCCUGUCGUCCGACGUGGAAAUUAAGGAGCUGGCCAUGGAGACCAAGAACUACAGCGGGGCAGAGUUAGAGGGACUCGUCCGAGCGGCGCAGUCCACCGCAAUGAACCGUCACAUCAAGGCCAGUAAUCAGGUGGAGGUUGAUACUGAGAGAGCUCAGUCCCUGCAGGUCAGCCGGAGUGACUUCUGGGCGGCUCUGAAUAAUGACAUCAAACCUGCGUUCGGCACCAAUCAGGAGGAUUACUCCAGCUACAUCCUGAACGGCAUCGUGAAGUGGAGUAACGGCGUGUCGGACAUCCUGGGAGACGGAGAGCUGCUGGUGCAGCAAACCAAAAACAGCGAACGCACACCUCUAGUGACCGUGCUGCUGGAGGGUCCACCUCACAGCGGGAAAACCGCCCUGGCGGCUAAAAUUGCUGAGGAGUCUCAGUUCCCCUUCAUCAAAAUCUGCUCUCCAGACAAGAUGAUCGGCCACUCGGAGAUCGCUAAGUGCCAGGCCAUCAAAAAGAUCUUUGAUGACGCCUACAAGUCUCAGCUGAGCUGCGUGGUGGUGGAUGAUAUUGAGCGCCUCCUUGAUUUUGUUCCAAUCGGACCACGUUUCUCGAACUCUGUUCUGCAGACCCUGCUGGUGCUGCUGAAGAAGGUGCCUCCUAGUGGUCGUAAGCUGCUGAUCCUGGGUACCACCAGCCGUAAGGACGUGCUGCAGGAGAUGGGAAUGCUGGACGCCUUCAGCACCAAAAUCCACAUCCCCAACAUCUCCAGAGGAGAACAUCUGGUUGAGGCGCUGGAGCUGCUGGGAGGCUUCCAGGAAGACGAACGUAUGCAGAUCUCUAAGGAAGUGAAAGGCAAAGGGGUGUGGCUCGGCAUUAAGAAGCUUCAGAUGCUCAUUGAGAUGGCCCUGCAGAUGCCAAAUCAGUACCGAGUUAAGAAGUUUAUUGCUCUGCUGACAGAAGAGGGCGCACUGGGCUCUGAUAAGCACAUGGUCUCAUAAAGCGCCACAGGCAGGGCAUAGCCACACACUCGCAGGCUUCACGGGUGCUGUGGAAUUGCUGCCAUCCAAACCGACCUCUGCUCCACUGAACACUGCGCACACACACACACACACACACACACACACACACACACACACACACACACACCCUGCAUUGAUCAGUGGAAAAAAAUGGCCAACACUCUUAUUGCAACUGGAAUUUUGUGCGUGCGUGUGUGUGUGUUGUUUAGCAUGUAAAUGCUUACAUUAUGCAUUAAACAUUCCUCCUUAGUCUAAUAUACAAGCCUAAGUUUUAUAUAAAAUAAAAACACAUUUAGUUCUCAUUUGUUUUGGUGAAGGAUCUAAAUUCUUCUCUUUUUACCUCCACGUGGGCUCUUGAGAUCAAGCCAUAUUCUCAUCACGUUAUCCCCAAACGUCUACAGUAGAGAGUAGAGUCGAUCCUGGAUGUAAGCCCACGUGUAGAACACUUUCCGGGCGCGUGUGCGCUGCGUUCAUUCGAUUUAUUUAUUUUUUGGUUUUUUUGGAAAAUGUAAAAUAAACGAUAGAACUGGGUUUUAUGCAAA